Messenger RNA from Cylindrotheca closterium, 582 nucleotides. Lineage: Eukaryota; Bacillariophyta; Bacillariophyceae; Bacillariales; Bacillariaceae. The record is from the annotation of a GenBank genome assembly.
AUGGGGUACUCCUUGAGGCCAUCCUCAAGAAUUGGAAGAGAUUACUCGGAUCUGGGAUAUGAUUUGGCUUCAAAGGACCGCUUAUCAAGGCCCUUGCCGAUCUCAGAUAUGCAGCCCCAUCAUACGAGGGUGGGCGGUAACAUCCAAUCACAGCAAGGCCCUAUGAAAUCGUCAGGCUCGGAGCUUCCUUUUACAAUCCCAACAGGAGACCAAACCUACUGGAACCGUAAAUUCAACAACCAAAGCCGUCCGAAGGAUCCCUUGGUCCCGAAACGACGCAAACACAGUCCAAAUCAAUCCCAACCCUCCGCGCCCCAACAGAAUAAACUGAUGGGGUACUCCUUGAGGCCAUCCUCAAGAAUUGGAGGAGAUUACUCGGAUCUGGGAUAUGAUUUGGCUUCAAAGGCCCGCUUAUCAAGGCCCUUGCCGAUCUCAGAUAUGCAGCCCCACCAUACGAGGGUGGGCGGUAACAUCCAAUCACAGCAAGGCCCCAUCAAAUCAUCAGGCUCGGUGCUUCCUCUGCAAUCCCAAUGGGUGACCAAACCCACUAGAACCGUAAAGGUUGCAACCAAAGCCGUCUGA